Molecule: messenger RNA, 981 nt
Organism: Penicillium crustosum
Lineage: Eukaryota; Fungi; Ascomycota; Eurotiomycetes; Eurotiales; Aspergillaceae
Exons: 4
Coding region: 1-981 (326 amino acids)
Molecular function (GO): heme binding; monooxygenase activity; iron ion binding
Source: RefSeq, a predicted model, not a curated record
AUGACGCAGAUACCAUGGCUCGAUUGGCUCUUGCAUAAGAACUGGGUAGCAAAUCUUUUCAAACGCGAAGCCAUUGCCCUCUGCUGGACUACGUCUUGGCGAGUAUUUCAGAGCGUCAGGAAGAACAUCGGAAAAGUCCCAAAUCGCCCUCCAAUGCAAACGUCGACGGACCCAUUGCCAACUGUGACUUCCUCGGGUAUUACCACAAUGCCCAGGAGAGAAAGGAUAAUGGGCCGACUCCACGGCUUCCAUGCUUCGAUCUGUGGUCACCCUGACGCACUGGAAACGGUACGGGCCGAGCUGCGAGAUAAGCAACGCACUGCCACCGGGCUCACUCUACCUUUCCCGCAAUGGCAUGAGCUGCAGAACCUCCCCUUCCUCGACGCCUGCAUUAAAGAGUCACUCCGGCUUGACGCUCCAUUUGCUAUGCCUCUUGACCGAGUAGUUCCGGCGGAGGGAGCCACAAUCUGUGGUCACUUUUACCCUGGAGGCACCGUGGUUGGCAUGAGUCCAUAUAUUACUAACCGCUAUAAGCCGACAUGGGGUGUUGAUGCGGAUCAGUGGCGUCCCAGUCGCUUGUUGGAAGGCGAACCGUCGCAUACCAGAAAGCUUGAAGCCAGUCUGCUUAGUUUCGGGGCCGGGACGCGAGGCUGUCUGGGCCAGCAAGUCGCCCUUUUUGAAAUCCAUACUACUGGGUCGUGGCUUGGCCCGCGCCCCCCAGCCCGACCAGUACCAGAGUGCUCCGACAUCGUUGUCGUGGCCGACAUACCCCCAGUGCCACCCAUCCGCCCUCCGGACGCCGUUCGGAACGAACCUCAGGCGUCUGCAUCUACCUCUAGCCACCUCCGACAUCGCCUCCAGCGCAUUAACGAGCUGCCAGCCAUAACUCUCGGCCACUCUGUAACCUGCGGCUGCGAAGAUUGCCGCAAUCGCCGGUUUAGCCGGAUGACUCCGAUGGAGGAAGGCUGGCCUGAAUUGUAA